CUAAUCUUCUCAGUGGAGAAGUCCUUGACUAAAAGGCGACUCUGGAAGCCUGCUGAGGAGGAGGUGUCAGACCGAGCAGCUCUGCAAAUUUGUUCUGCUACAAAGAAAGUAGUUUGCCGGACAUACGACGUACAAGAUCCAAAGAGUUCAGCCAAACCGGCAGAUUGGAAGUAUCAGAGUGCUCUGUCUGCUUCCUGGUUAGCUUUGGACUGCACAGUAAAUGUUAAUAUUCACAUUCCGCUUCUUGCUACUUCACCCAACCGUGACUUGGAGAGGAAUACUAAGAAUGGAUUGAAUCGAUGGUCAAAACAAAUAGAAGAGAGUGUUUUUCUGAUCAAUGGACAAAUUAAAGGUGACGAUACAGAACUGCUGGAAGGGCAAAAAAAGUUAAGAGGAAAUACUCAAUCCAGCACUCAGUUUUCUGAUGUCAAAGUUCUGACACAGCUGACCCAGGGUUCAAGUCGUAGAUCAACAGCUACAGUCCAGGUCUGCAGUGGCUCCAUAAAUCUCAGAGGUGCUGUGAGAUGCAGAGCCUACGUGCACAACAACAAGCCAAAAGUUAAAGAAGCUGUUCAGGUAGUGAAAAGGCUGUUA
Tauraco erythrolophus (red-crested turaco) is the source of this 594-nucleotide messenger RNA. NCBI's taxonomy places the organism in Eukaryota, Metazoa, Chordata, Aves, Musophagiformes, Musophagidae. The record is from RefSeq and is a predicted model, not a curated record.